Hyaloscypha bicolor E is the source of this 636-nucleotide messenger RNA. RefSeq lists its product as uncharacterized. Lineage: Eukaryota; Fungi; Ascomycota; Leotiomycetes; Helotiales; Hyaloscyphaceae. The coding region runs from base 214 to 504 and encodes 96 amino acids. The record is from RefSeq and is a predicted model, not a curated record. The transcript has a single exon.
CUACAAUCAACUCUACCUCCCCUCAAUGCCUCACCAAAGUGCGGCCAUUUUAAUCGUACCCGAAUAAGCGUACCCAGAUAUUCUAGCCGUCGCAUCUCAUUCGACCUCCACACAUCAGAUCCGGUUUGCGCUGUUCACAGCCUCAGCCUGGCGGACGUAUAACGAACAAAUACAACCUCUGGCUUCAAAUCUCAGUUUAUCAGAAAAGUUACUAUGGAUGGUUUAUUAGCUGCUUCCAGCGCUUUUGCUGUAGUGUCUUUAGCUAUUCAAAUUAGAGGGGGCAUCCAAAAACUCUGCGAUUUUUGGACCUCGAUUCAAGAUAGACCAAAAGAUAUUAAUUCCAUUAUCCAAGACUUACAGGUCGUAUUAGAUAUCGUAUGUAAUAUUCGCCUGGAAGCUAGCAAUGAGAGGCCUCAUUCCAGUGCGCUAAGUGCAAGUAUCGCGGCUCUAAAUGGGUGCUCGAGCAGUAUAGAAGCCCUCCAGAGUAUUAUUAAUCAGUUGUAACUAGGCAUCUCUUCCCCGAAGCCGAUGCUUAGAAAAUGGGCGACAUUUAGAGCUGUGUGGAAGGGCGAUAGGCUUCGAAAAUUUCAGGAAACUUUGCGUGAUACAAAGAUUAUACUAAUCUUAGCCAGGCAA